AAUUCUCUAUAUAAAGCCAUAAACUUUCACUCUUUUCCAUCUCACACUCACUACUCGGACUCUAUCUCUCUCUCUUCUCUUUCUCUCUCUAAAUCUUCUUACUGGUCGAAAUCUCACUUGCCCAGAUUCAGUUUUUGUUUUUCUUCUUUUGGGUAUUGAUUAUAAUAACCCAAAAGUGAGAAAGAAGGAAGCUUUUGUUGUGAUUUGAAACCAAUAAUGGCUACUAGGAAUUUGGAGAAGUUGGCAUCAAUUGAUGCUCAGCUUAGGCUUUUGGUUCCUGGGAAAGUUAGUGAAGAUGAUAAGCUUGUUGAAUAUGAUGCUUUGCUUUUGGAUCGUUUUCUUGACAUUCUUCAAGAUUUGCAUGGAGAAGAUCUCAGGGAAACGGUUCAAGAGUGUUAUGAACUUUCUGCUGAGUAUGAAGGAAAGCAUGAUCCGAAAAAGCUCGAAGAGCUCGGUAAUGUGUUGACAAGUUUGGAUCCAGGGGAUUCAAUUGUGAUUGCAAAAUCAUUUUCACACAUGCUUAGCUUGGCUAACAUGGCUGAAGAAGUUCAGAUUGCAUAUCGCAGACGGAACAAGCUUAAGAAGGGAGAUUUUAUUGAUGAGAAUUCUGCAACAACUGAAUCAGACAUUGAAGAAACUCUUAAGAGACUUGUUGGGAAGAUAGGCAAGUCUCCUCAAGAGGUUUUUGAUGCAUUGAAGAAUCAGACUGUGGAUCUUGUCUUGACUGCUCAUCCUACUCAAUCUGUUCGUCGAUCUUUGCUUCAGAAGCACGGAAGGAUUCGGAACUGUUUAGCUCAGUUGUAUGCUAAGGACAUUACUCCUGAUGAUAAGCAAGAACUCGAUGAGGCCCUUCAAAGAGAGAUUCAAGCUGCAUUUCGUACUGAUGAGAUUAGGAGAACACCCCCAACUCCUCAAGAUGAGAUGAGAGCUGGAAUGAGCUACUUCCACGAGACUAUCUGGAAGGGUGUCCCAAAGUUUCUUCGCCGUGUUGACACUGCUUUGAAGAACAUAGGGAUUGAUGAGCGUGUUCCUUACAAUGCCCCGCUCAUUCAGUUCUCCUCUUGGAUGGGUGGUGAUCGUGAUGGUAACCCAAGAGUAACUCCGGAGGUUACUAGGGAUGUUUGCUUGUUGGCUCGAAUGAUGGCCGCUAACUUGUACUAUUCUCAAAUCGAGGACCUUAUGUUUGAGUUGUCUAUGUGGCGCUGCAACGACGAACUUCGUGUUAGGGCAGAAAUGAUCCACAGCUCCUCGAGAAGAGAUGCUAAACACUACAUUGAAUUUUGGAAGCAAAUUCCUGUUAGUGAACCAUACAGAGUGAUACUCGGUGACGUGAGAGAUAAGCUUUAUCAAACACGUGAGCGGUCUCGUCAUUUGUUAGCAAAUGGCUACUCUGACAUUCCAGAGGAUGCAACAUUUACAAAUCUCGACGAUUUCUUGGAGCCUCUCGAGCUCUGCUACCGAUCACUUUGUGCUUGUGGUGACCGAGCUAUCGCUGAUGGUUCCCUUCUUGACUUCUUGAGACAAGUUUCAACUUUCGGGCUUUCUCUUGUGAGACUUGACAUUAGGCAAGAGUCAGAUCGCCAUACCGAUGUUAUGGAUGCUAUUACCAAGCAUUUGGAAAUCGGUUCAUACCGUGAAUGGUCUGAAGAUCGUCGACAGGAAUGGCUUUUAUCCGAACUGUGUGGGAAACGUCCUCUGUUUGGCCCUGAUCUUCCCAAGACCGAAGAGAUUGCUGAUGUGUUGGACACAUUUCAUGUCAUAGCUGAACUUCCUUCUGAUAAUUUCGGUGCAUAUAUUAUCUCAAUGGCGACUGCGCCUUCUGAUGUGCUCGCUGUGGAGCUCCUACAGCGCGAAUGUCAUGUUAAGACUCCAUUGAGAGUUGUUCCUCUCUUCGAGAAACUCGAUGAUUUGGAGGCUGCACCGGCUGCUUUGGCUCGGCUUUUCUCAAUAGAUUGGUACAUAAACCGAAUUAGUGGAAAGCAAGAAGUCAUGAUUGGGUACUCUGAUUCGGGUAAAGAUGCUGGGCGUUUCUCUGCAGCCUGGCAAUUGUACAAGGCUCAAGAAGAGCUUAUCAAUGUUGCGAAAAAGUAUGGUGUUAAGCUUACUAUGUUCCACGGUCGUGGUGGGACAGUUGGAAGAGGAGGCGGGCCAAGUCAUCUCGCUAUUUUGUCUCAACCACCAGACACAGUUCACGGCUCACUUCGUGUCACCGUUCAAGGUGAAGUCAUCGAACAAUCGUUCGGUGAGGAACACUUGUGUUUUAGAACACUUCAGCGUUUUGCUGCUGCUACACUCGAACACGGUAUGAACCCACCAGUUUCACCUAAGCCAGAAUGGCGUAAACUUAUGGAUGAAAUGGCGAUUAUUGCUACAGAGGAUUACCGCUCUAUCGUCUUCAAAGAGCCUCGUUUCGUCGAGUACUUCCGUCUGGCUACACCUGAGUUGGAGUACGGACGAAUGAACAUUGGUAGUCGUCCUUCAAAGCGAAAGCCAAGUGGAGGAAUCGAAUCCCUUCGUGCAAUCCCAUGGAUCUUUGCUUGGACACAAACAAGGUUCCAUCUUCCAGUGUGGUUGGGAUUCGGAGCAGCAUUCAAACACAUCAUUCAGAAAGAUAUUAGGAAUCUUCAUAUGAUGCAAGACAUGUAUAACUCAUGGCCAUUCUUUAGGGUCACAAUCGAUUUGGUUGAGAUGGUCUUCGCCAAGGGAGACCCCGCGAUUUCUGCGCUGUACGAUAAACUCCUUGUUUCUGAGGAACUUCAGCCCUUUGGACAGCUCUUGAGGGAUAAAUUCGAAGAAACCAAGAGCCUCCUUUUGCAGAUUGCUGGACACAAGGAUCUUCUCGAAGGCGAUCCACACUUGAAGCAAAGACUCCGUCUUCGUGAUUCAUACAUCACAACUCUCAAUGUCUGUCAAGCCUACACAUUGAAGAGAAUUCGUGACCCGAGCUACCAUGUCACGGUGAGGCCACACAUCUCGAAGGAGAUUAUGGAAUCGAAACCAGCCAAUGAACUCGUGCAGCUGAACCCCACGAGCGAGUAUGCUCCCGGUCUUGAGGAUACACUCAUCUUGACAAUGAAGGGUAUUGCUGCCGGUCUUCAGAACACCGGUUAAGUCAAUCCUUCUCAUCCCCCGGCCCCCCGAGUUGUGUCAUUCGAAAUUGUGUUUCGUCUUCUUUGUUUUUGUUUUUGUUACCUUGUAGAUUUGUUUGUGCCCAAUAAAUUAUAAGGGUCUCAUACAGAAACUGUUUGAGUUUAGUUGAAUGUCUUUAGAGUCAAAUAUUUGAGCUGUAUGAUCCAAAUGCUGAGCUUGAAGAACACUUUUUAACUAAGGCCAGCAUUAUAAUUGUUCAUCACAAAGUACUUUUUUAAGUUUAUUUCUUUGAUUAAUCAAAAUGAAAUUGCUUUUUCA
Cannabis sativa is the source of this 3408-nucleotide messenger RNA. Its product is annotated as phosphoenolpyruvate carboxylase. The transcript has 11 exons. Gene Ontology annotation, biological process: tricarboxylic acid cycle; leaf development; carbon fixation. Gene Ontology annotation, molecular function: phosphoenolpyruvate carboxylase activity. The record is from RefSeq and is a predicted model, not a curated record. Gene Ontology annotation, cellular component: chloroplast; apoplast; cytosol. The coding region runs from base 217 to 3111 and encodes 964 amino acids. Lineage: Eukaryota; Viridiplantae; Streptophyta; Magnoliopsida; Rosales; Cannabaceae.